Molecule: messenger RNA, 408 nt
Organism: Lolium rigidum
Lineage: Eukaryota; Viridiplantae; Streptophyta; Magnoliopsida; Poales; Poaceae
Product: cortical cell-delineating protein-like
Exons: 1
Coding region: 13-408 (131 amino acids)
Source: RefSeq, a predicted model, not a curated record
UCGAUCUGUGCAAUGGCGCCCUCUAAGCUGGCCCUCUUCCUGGCCCUGAACCUGCUCCUCCUGGCCGCCGUUGCCCACGGCUGCACCCCGUACUGCCCCACCCCACCAAUCAUCCCACCGCCGGUGGUGCCGACGCCCAGCUCCACCAGCCACUGCUCGAUCGGCACGCUUAAGCUCCAGGUGUGCGCCAAGGUGCUGAACCUGGUGAAGCUGAAGCUGGGCGUGCCGGCGAACGAGCAGUGCUGCCCGCUGCUGGAAGGGCUCGCCGACCUGGACGCCGCAGUGUGCCUGUGCACCGCCAUCAAGGCCAACGUCCUCGGGAUCAAGCUCAACGUCCCCGUCGACCUCACCCUCCUCCUCAACAAGUGCGGCAAGACCUGCCCCGAAAACUUCACCUGCCCCAUCUGA